Ictalurus punctatus (channel catfish) is the source of this 1382-nucleotide messenger RNA. RefSeq lists its product as uncharacterized. The record is from RefSeq and is a predicted model, not a curated record. Gene Ontology annotation, biological process: protein ubiquitination; modification-dependent protein catabolic process. The coding region runs from base 132 to 599 and encodes 155 amino acids. NCBI's taxonomy places the organism in Eukaryota, Metazoa, Chordata, Actinopteri, Siluriformes, Ictaluridae. Gene Ontology annotation, molecular function: protein tag activity; ubiquitin protein ligase binding. Gene Ontology annotation, cellular component: cytoplasm; nucleus. The transcript is spliced from 2 exons.
UGUGGUGCUGUUUCUGCUGAUAACUUGCAGUCAGCUGAAAAGGAUGUUCAGUUGGGAUUUGUUCUGAGUAAAAGAAUACUGAGGACAGAAAAGACAUCAUUUACUCAAAAGAUCAUUAAUUGGGGAAUACAAUGGACCUCACUAUCAAAGACCUAAGUGGAAAACAGCAGCGUGUGAAUGUGUUGCCAAGUUCCACCAUUGGUGAACUCAAGCAACGCAUUGCUCCUCACUUUCAGGCAAGAGCCUCACGCCUGAAGCUUUCAGCCAGCAGCGGUCAGAUCCUGGACCAUGACCAGAAGACCGUGAGCGAUUACGGUCUGAGUUCAGGAUCCACAGUGAUGCUGCUGGUCUCCAUGACUCCCGUGCCCUUUCAGGUUUUCGUGAAGAAUGAGAAGGGCCAGAUAAAAACAUACGACGUCACUGACGACGAGACCGUCGAUCAGUUGAUGACAAAGGUCCGGCAGAAAGAAGGUGUACCAGUGGACCAGCAGCGGCUGAUCUAUAACGGCCAACAGCUGGAGUGUGGCAGGAAGCUGCAGGAUUACAACAUUGUUUCGGAAAGCACCAUUUACAUGACCCUCCGUCUGCGUGGAGGCUGAUGGGAAAAAUACAUGGAGAUCAUUUUCUCCAAUUUAACCACCAUUUUGACAAAAUAAUAGCAUCUGGAAUCCUAUUUUCUUCUCUUUCUUGACGCACUUUUGAGCACACUUUUAGAAACCAUCCAGUAGUGGUAGGGUUGUCAUAUUUAUUUAUUUAUUUAUUGUUUUUUAUUUAUUAAUUUUUUUAUUACAUAACAACACAUGUAUAACCAUCUUUAAAAUUAUAAUUAUGUCCCUUUUUGUUUAGUACCAAGACCAAAACAUGCUUUUGGAGUAAGUUCAUUCAGGGUUUAAAUGUUUUAAGAUUUAAAAGAUAAUAAUGUUUAGAAGCACGUUAAAAUCUCUUUUAUUUUUAAUUUGAAUCUCUGUCUGAAUUGGUCCACUGUUCAUAUUUAGCUUCUGUAUAUGUAUUGUCAUUUGUCUAAAUACUGCUUACAUUAUUAUUAUUAUUAUUAUUAUUAUUAUUAUUAUUAUUAUUAUUAUUAUUAUUAUUAUACUUUGACCUAUAAUCUAUCAGUAAUAGAAAGCGUAUUUAAUGGUAGUUUGUAACUCGAGUGUGUAAUCACUGUAAUGUGCUCUAGUCUGUUGUUCAUAUGCUGUGUGUCAAAAGUGAAUUUAUUUUUGGUGUUUAAUUUGCUCUUCAGUCAUUCCAGUGUCACCUGUUUAUUCUAUCUAUCUAUUCUGUGAAUAUAACAUUUUGCAUAUUAAAAUGAAACUGAAAUCAUUACUGCUGUUACUUCCUGGCAAACUGCUUUAAUAAAUUAUCCCUUUGGAUCAACACUC